Molecule: messenger RNA, 429 nt
Organism: Plasmodium relictum
Lineage: Eukaryota; Apicomplexa; Aconoidasida; Haemosporida; Plasmodiidae
Product: conserved Plasmodium protein, unknown function
Exons: 2
Coding region: 1-429 (142 amino acids)
Source: RefSeq, a predicted model, not a curated record
AUGGUUUUAUGGAAAAUAAAAAAAUGUUCUUUUUCUUUUAAAGGAAUUAGAUAUUUAUCAUCCAAGAAAGUUACUAAUUAUUAUGCUCAUGAACGACCAAGUGUUAAAGAGAUGGAUGAUGAAUAUAAAAGAUUUUUAGAAAUUAAAAAAAAAGAGAGUAUUAUACCUGAAUUUAAAAUAACAAACAUUGAUAUAAAUACAUAUAAAAAAUAUAAGCAUAAAAAUAAUCCCAUAUUUUCAACUGAAUUUAAAAUUUUUAUUACUGGAUUUUUAAUUCUUAGUUGGUGUAUAUUUGCUAUUUAUAUGACGAUCAGAAUAAUGUCUCCUGAAGAUUUUGAAUGGGUAGAAAGUGAAAGAAAAAGAUUGGAAGAAGCAAAAAAAAAAAUUAUGAUCAUAAAAGAAAAAGAAAUGAAAAGUAUUGAUAAUUAG